Schizosaccharomyces osmophilus is the source of this 1332-nucleotide messenger RNA. It is a transcript of the gene stb3, whose product is annotated as DNA-binding transcription factor Stb3. NCBI's taxonomy places the organism in Eukaryota, Fungi, Ascomycota, Schizosaccharomycetes, Schizosaccharomycetales, Schizosaccharomycetaceae. Gene Ontology annotation, cellular component: nucleus. The coding region runs from base 1 to 1332 and encodes 443 amino acids. Gene Ontology annotation, biological process: positive regulation of transcription from RNA polymerase II promoter by glucose. The record is from RefSeq and is a predicted model, not a curated record. The transcript has a single exon. Gene Ontology annotation, molecular function: sequence-specific DNA binding.
AUGUCGCAUAGUGAAGAAUCAACAUUUCGCUCUGCGCGAACUGCAUCUUCCUUUUCUGGAGAGAAUCAUGAUCGAAAUUCAUCAUUUUCAAAAAGAAAUUUUGGAGCUUCAAAAUCCAUGGCCACUGGUGGCAUUAGUGCGAUGAUGUCUCGCAAAGGUCAAAACAGUGUCGAUGGUCGAGCUCAAGAUUAUGAGACAAAAGACUUGCGGAGAUAUACGAAGUCAUCUCCACCUUCUCAAUUAGCACAUCCUGUGGAUGAGAAGAAGAAAGAAAAUCAUUCAAUUCCAUUGUCGGACCGGGAGAAUUUCGAUGAUCGACGUGGAAGUGUUCCUUCAGAUGCAACAAAAGCCAUUCCUGGAUUCGCACCAGGGAAUAAUUCUUCUACAGUUGUGGAUACCCUGUCGACACAUUAUUUGCCAACGAUCUUGUCUACACAUGGCUCGCUACCCAUUCGGCAAUUGAUGUCUGUGUUGGUGGAAACGUAUCCAAUGUUCAAUGCGCUGAGUCCAACGCAACAACGACGGGCGUUGACGAAGGCGCUGGAAUCGCAAAAGGGAGUUAUGUUUGACAAGGUGGGAUGGGGACGUUGGAUCCUUCGCGAAACCGGGUCGUCUGCACCUGAAUCUGCAACUGUUGAAAGACCCUCGUCGUCUUCUGCGCCCAAUGUUAGCUUUUUCGAAAAGGAUCAGCAAAGAGAUAUGAACAUUCCGCAGAUAUCGACCAGGACGGUUUCCCAUAUACCAACAAAUUCGAUGAAAACAAAGCGGGAAGCUACUGGACCGAAAGACGAAGCGAGAAAGAAGGAAGACGAUAUGGAGAUUGAUACGGAUAUGGAUGUGUCGGUGAAACAAACCACCCUGCCGUCUAGAAGCACGGUGGUUCAACCCAAAAAGACCAGCAAGGAGACGAGGAGCCAAUCGAUGCAGACGCCUUUUUCGAGUUUUUUUGCAUCGUUGGAGGAGACGCCUGGAAGCUAUACGGCACAUUUAGGUGGAUUGUUGAGUCCGCGAGAGCAAACGCCAUCGUUGUUUCGUGAACAGUACCAUGAUAAUGGAGUAUAUUAUGAAGAAGAGGAUGAUGAGGAAGAGGAAAAUGACUUUUAUGAGGAUGAUCAUGAAUAUGAUCCGGCAAUGCCACCGUUUGUGUUGGAUGAAGAUCAAGUUUUGGAUGCAGGAGGAGAAAGCACAGAUGAAGAAGACUGGCGUGGCAUUGGAACGGAGGCACUUUUACGGAAAGGAAAUGCGGUGCCGUUACGCCGUUCGCCAAAGGGUAUGUUACGAAAGGAUCAAAUGGCAGCCGAAGCCAUGUUGAUGCUUCGCGGAUCUAUAUAA